UUCAGAUGAUUUGAGCUGAAGGUGCUGAGAGCCGGGAGCUCAUUCAUGAUGGUUUCUUAUGGUUUCUACUGGAUGCUAUGGAUGUCUUGUUUUGGACAAUUUUUAGGUGAAGAUCUGCAGUUUUCUGAUCCGGCUAAUGGAGCAGUAGGAGGAAGUGUGGUGUUCGCUCCUGAUAACCCGCCCUCCACAUCAAUCGAUAUAAUUCAGUGGCUUUUUGGAACAACUCUUAUAUUGACAGCACAGUCUGAUUCAGCUGUAAUAGCCUCAGCAUACAGAGACAGAGUCAGUUUUGACAGAAACACUCUCGCUCUGGAGCUCCGGAACCUGAGACUGGAUGAUUCUGGAAAAUACAGUCUGACUCUAUUAACUACUGCUGGACAUCAACUUAGAGGAGAAACUUCACUACAAGUGUUCGAAAAUAUAACUAAUGUCAGGCUUACUGGUCCAGAAGAAUCAUUAAUCGAGGGAGAAUCAUCUGCUAACAUCAGCUCUGAGGGAACUGGCAGCAUCAGCUCUGUGCAGUGGAUGAAAGAUAACAGUCCUCUGUCUCCUAGCAACAGAAUCAGCUUCUCAUCUGAUAACAGAUCAGUGUCCAUCAGUCCAGUGCAGAGAUCAGACAGUGGAGAAUAUCAGUGUACAUAUAGAAACCCUGUCAGCUCUGAGACGGCAAAACUCAGCCUGAUCAUCAACUAUGGACCAGAAGAUGUUUCUAUUAAGGGUCAGGAUGUGGUGGAUUUAGGGGUUCGAGUGACGCUCUCUUGUUCUGCAAAUUCUGAACCUUCUGCCUCAUUCAGCUGGAAGUUUAAUGAAACAGACACUGAUGUGACCACAGACACAUUCACCAUAGAUCAGACUGACUUCACACACAGUGGAGAUUAUGAAUGCACAGCUUUGAAUAAUGUCACAAAGAGAAGCAUCUCACAAAAACAUGCGUUACUAGUUAAAGAAGGAGGAGGAGGAGGGGGUCUGUCAUCAGGGGCGAUAGCUGGGAUUGUUAUUGGGGUUUUAGUGGCAGUUGCAGGCAUCUGUGGUCUGAUUGUCUAUUUAACAAUAACAAAUAAAAUCCCAAAGUUAAACCAAAAACAAAAAGAAAAAGCAAGUGGAGCAGCACAAAGCAGACAGGAGAUAAAGGCUAGAGGAGAUGGAAAGAUUCCAGGAAACAAGAGUGAAAAUACAUACGAGAAUGUCAACCAUGAAAAUGUAUAUGAGAAUGAUGUGUAUGAAAAUGUAAAACUUGAAGCUUCAAGAAGGCCAAGGGCUCCUACUCCUCCUCGGGUAUCAAACCCGCCUCCUGUGUGCAGGUGAGGAAUUGAAGACACGGAAACACAUCUACUGCAAGAUGAUCUAUCCUGCUGUAUAAAUUUUCUCUUUUUUCAGUUUUUUUUUUUUAAACAAAUAUGUAUAUGGCAUAUUACUGAAAUAUUAUGAACUGUUGCAUCAGCUGUUGGUUCUAUGUGCUCCACUAAUGCCUUUUAAUUAUAAACUUGUGUUUCACAAUGGACAAAUGUAUUUUUUCCUUACAUAGUUUCUUACAAACUCACAAAUACAGAAGUAUAUUUCUUUAACAGUAAAAGAGUAGGGUCAAAGCCAUUACCAUAUACCUGUAUACUGAGAUAUAAAAGAUAAAUGUCUGUUAAUGACGUGGAAAACAUGACAUACUAAAAUAGGACAAGUACUAAUAACAUAGAAUCAUAUCUGCAGAUUUGGUAUUGAAAUGUUAAUUUGCAGGCUUUCAUGGAGUCUACACUCUCAGAACUCAGUAGAAAGCAGAUUGAACACCUGUUUUUUUAAGUCUUACACAUUCCACACCCUGUCUGUGUUCAUUUAUUUAUUAUUUUGGCUAGUGUUUUUAAAUGUAAAUAUUAAUUAUAUUUAUAUUUAUUUAAAAUGCAUAAGUUACCCGGGCUUAGCUAUACUACUGACGACAUGCAUCAAACAGCUUCUCAGAAAUCAUAAGACACAUCCUCAUUCUUUCUUUUCUGCACUGGGCAAAUAAAAGAAGAUAAAACUGAUAGUGGGUAAUGAAAAACAAAGGCCACAUUCAUGACUAAAUUAAUUCACCUUUAGACCUGAACACAACAUCACUCCAAAAGACAUGAGAUAGUGACAUUUUGUUUUGGCUGUAAAUGGUGGUUUUUGGAACAAAUUUGUACGGCCGUUACUUUGGAUAUGGAAAUUAUUUUAUCUAAUUACCUAAUUGUAUUAUGAUAUUUUCCAAAGAACGUAAUAUAACUAGUGUUAUCGUGUUUAUAAUUUAUGUAAACUCCAGUGACGUUGGGCAGAUGAAUCUCAUUUGCUCCAAAUAAAAAGUCAAUUUCU
Onychostoma macrolepis is the source of this 2319-nucleotide messenger RNA. RefSeq names its product carcinoembryonic antigen-related cell adhesion molecule 20-like. The coding region runs from base 46 to 1305 and encodes 419 amino acids. The record is from RefSeq and is a predicted model, not a curated record. NCBI's taxonomy places the organism in Eukaryota, Metazoa, Chordata, Actinopteri, Cypriniformes, Cyprinidae. The transcript has 9 exons.